CGAGAGUACAGAGAGUCAUCGAGUUGGCGUUGCGGCGGGCUGCUGCUCUUGCACUGGUUUUUCUCUUCUCUCUCUCUCUUUCUCUCUCUUUUCCUCUUUUCUCCUCUCUUCCAGAGAAGAGGGUGAAGAUCGUAGCGGUGGUAGGUGGUGAUGGUUGUGAAGGUGAUGGCGGUGAUGUCGUGAGCACGCCCUCGAAAAAGCGACCUCGAAGUUCGCGGGAGGCUGCAGGAGAGGAGAAAGGAGGGGAAAGGUUUAGGAUCGCAAGAACGAAAAAACACGAAGUGUCUCUGCGCGAAUAGAUUGCGACUCUUUCGUCUUUGCCGAGAUUCAACAACGUGAAAGGAGAGAGAGAGAAGGAAAAGACUGGAGUAGAUUCAUUGGUUUUCGGCGUCGGCGUCGACGUCGACGUCUCUCUGGAGGUGGGGAUGCAGGGAGAGCAACAACGAGGACGUACCUCGCGGGCAUCAUCAACAUCCAGCCUCGGACGUGAGGUUCGUUGUGGAUGUCAAUACUAUCAAAGUGACUCGUUACUACCGGAACGUCAAGCUCGCAUUGCCAGACCAUCGUCCAGGACAGCGAUGCAAGAACCUUCUAGGCACCCAUGCAGUGAGCAUGAAUAUGAACCAAUCGCGGCACCAUUGGCACAUCCGGUAACGGCACCAGUUGUACAAAUCAUCGACACGGACGUGGUGCCCGUUGCGGACAGCGAUGACAGCAUUGACGAAAGAGGUCUUUUGCCACCAAGGCUGAUCUUAGGCGGCGAUGUCAUCUUACCAUUGGACGGUAGAAUCGAAGAUGUCGCUAUGGAAGGACAAGAGCUUGGUGAAACUGUGGGUGACACAUCCGAGGAACAAGACAGUCCGCAACAGCUUCAGGACCGAUUGGAGGAACGAUACUUGAGCAGUCCUAGCCCUUCUGCUCCUACCCCAAUCAUCGCCCCGACAACUCCUGGCGCCGAGUCUAGGACCGACGGCGAAGUCAACACCAGUCAGAUGGACUCAUCGGUGUUGGAGGAGUUGCCCCUACGCCGUGAUGCAAAAACUUUGCCGCAACGGUUGAAGAGUCAAGCGGGUAAACUGAGCUCACGAUUACGGGGUAUUCAACGGCCAAAUUUCUCCUUCACAAAACGACAAAAAGCCGAAAAGACGAGAUCGACGAGUAGCGGAAAGUCGGACAAAUCAAGAACAGAAAAGAAGAGACCUAGCAGGAUGGACAGGAUAAGGACAUCAUUUGCAGAACGGCCACGUUUCAAUCUACCAGAACGACCAAAGUUCAGUUUGCCGGACCGAUCGAAGAUUCGUUUACCAGAGAGACCAAAAUUUCAUUUGCCAGAGAAAGCAAAAUUCAAUAUGAAACGUCCGAACAUAAGUUUGCCAAGCGCAUUGAAGAGAACGAGAAAAUCAACAUUAAGGGAACAACGUUCUACAGAUUCGACAAUUGGGGGCUCGCGUCGCAAUAUCUUCGACUUCUCAACGUAUCCACGUAUAUUCGAGAAGAAAUCCAAGACACAUGCGGACGAUUACGCGGCAACAUCUUCGCCGAAGGAUUCACGAGCACAAUCUCAAGAAAGUGCAACAUUCCCUCGGACUCGCAAAACUUAUCCCUCGACAACAGCAAGUUGGACACGUCGAUUCGGUGAUCCUACUUUCGAUGAAUUUGAUCAAGAUGAAAAUGUCAGUGCUGCCGAAAGAACACGUCCAUGGCGUCAUCCUUCGCUCGAGGAACCUCGAUUAUCUGUGAGAUUGGAAGAGAAAGAUACAUUAGCCGCUCGUAUUUCUUGGGAAAAAUCUCAAAGAAAAGGUGCAAGUGAAACUAUGGAAGAGGACGAAGAAAUGCAAUAUAUGGAUUAUGAUCCGGAUUCGGCUGAAAUCUCAGAAGGAAGAGAGAUCAAUGAAAAGCAGAAAAGAAGCGAAAAUGGUCAGCUGAUAGAGUCGGAUUGGAGGCCAUCCGAUGAAGAGGUAGUAGCAGAGGAAGAAAUUUUCAAACCGAUACGACGUUCGCGAUCGUUGGCAGACCCAACGUCUUUUGACGUUGGCUCUUCUUUCUCAGCCGUGGAUCCAAGACAGUUUGAACAAAUUCCACUGCCCUCGGAAGAAGAACGAGAAAAGGAAAGAGCAGAAGAAGAAAUAGAGGAAGAGGACUACGAGGAGGAAGAGUUGGAAGAGGAAUUGGAGGAAUUAGAAGACCGAGAUCUCUCAUCGGCUCACUCGGACAGAGAACAACAACAAUCGAGCGGCAGCUCGUGCGAUCGUCGUCGUCGUGGAAUCGUCGAGGAUACCGGUUCCGAAGAAUAUUACCCACGGGACAAUAUGGCCGAUUUCGACAAAUAUUUUCAACCGGUAAAUGCUUUAGCUGAUGACUUCAUCAUGCCAACUGUGCCUCCAAAAAGACCAGCAAGGAGAUCGUUAUAUAAAAGAAAAGAAGAUUCCGUUGAAUCUUACGACGUCGUUAUACCACCAACUAGGGCAAAAAGAGAACGUAUGGUUGCACGAGCCAGCGAGGAUAUUUCUGACGAUGUCUUUUACGAGGAACGAUCCGACAGUAGCUCGAGACAUCGCGUUGUUUAUCAAGCUGAAUGUGAUCCUCGUGAGCUGACAAAGUCGACGAAUGAACCUUUGGACGACAUAGUUAUAGUAAAGCCAGCACGAAGGAAAUCAAAAUCGUCUCUUCGCAGUCAAUCUCAAGCCCCGAUUGAGUCCGAUAUCUCGCGAAAUAUUUUUCAAAAUGGCGACGUGCCGCGUCCACCCCCGGUCGUACCUACCCGUCGAAAACGAGCUCGUGGAGCAAAAAUUCAGAGUGAAGCGAACGAACUUUUUCCCACGACGAUAUGCAAUGGUCGUAGUGACAAAUGGGAGGAGAAUUUAUUGUCGUCGUCUCGAAUGGCAGAACCAGUACAAUCUCGAGCGAUGAACGACAUAAUCCUUGACACACAGGAGGAUAAAAUAUUGCUAGAAGAUCAACUUGCUCAAACACCAAUCCCUAUCCCGCCAAAGAGACGUUCACGAUCGAGAACGAUAUCUCUGGCUCAGGAUGAAGAUCGUACAUCUCAUGGGGCUGAAUCUUUGCCAGAGAUUGGCUAUGUUCAAGAGGACAUACCACCAGACGAAACAACUAUGGAUUCUAUGAGGGAUUUGUCGGGAUACGCACUGGUGGAUAAACGUGAGAAACCACCAAGACCACCACCGCCUCGUAGACGAAAGAUUCGUGAGAAAUUUGCGACAACCCCAAGACCAAGUCCUCCGAAACGACCACAACGUACUUACAGUACACUUGCUUCGACGACGAAAAUAAGAGACGAUUUCUCAACGGAGGAAAGAUUAUUGGAACAACAACAAACAGAAUCAAUGCCUUACAUCGAGAUAGAUUCGGAAGAUCGUAAAGAAUUACGAGAUGAUCGAGUCCUCAGUAAGAUCCAAGGACGACCGUUACCAGCACCUCCUAGACCACCUAGAGCACGAAAAGAACACAGUCAAGAUCGUUUCGAUGAAUCUCUAUCGGAACUCAUUAACGAAGCGACAACUGCUACACAAACUGAUCCUCUACCGGAUGACAUGAUCAUAGAAGAAGAAAUUACACAAGCCAAAUUAAUCGUCACCCCGUCGCGAUCCGGUUCACAAGUUAUGGUAUCUACCGAACGAAUACCCAGUCCUAAUCUCUUCCCAACGUCGACGUCUGAACUUUUGCAAAACGACGAUGAGAAAUAUCAGCGCAUGGAUACGCCCAGAUCUUCAAGAGGACCUUCUCCUUUCGUAGAUUAUGAGGAAAGACUUCAAGAAAGACAUUCGCCAACUCGAACACAAUUCGCUGGUGAACCACCACCGACGAUUCCUGAUACAACCGCAAUGGAUCAGUCUCAUCUACAUUCUAUCAUACGUUCCGCCUUACUUACGGAUGAAACUCUUAGAAUAAGCAGUCUUGAAGUCGGUGACCUAAAAGUCGAUCGACUCAACGUGUCGCAAUUAGAAACAAGUAAGUUGCUCGCUUCCGAAAUAGAUUCUGUAGUAAUAUGCACAAACGAGUUGAAAAAUUUGUAUGAUUCCAAGGAAGACUCUUUCUCUCCUUCAAUUAUUAAAGAGUUGAUAGCUAUUAGAAGUCAUUUGGAAAGUGUGGCAAGCUCUCAACAGGCACGAGAAGAGAGACGCUUGCUCGAUCGAGAAAAUGAUACAGAAUCUACUGUGAAAGACAGUACUAAGGUAGACGUGAUUCCGGAUAGAGACGAUCAAAAGAAAAUCAAAAGUUAUGAAGAAAAAGAUUCAGUUACGGAUCAAUCGGUUAAAAUAGAGUCUAAGUUAGAUGAUAAAAAAAGUUCCGAAGAAACUAAGAAGGAUAGGGAAAUUGAAAAUAUAGAGGUGGAAUCCGCAUCGCAUACAUUAUCAUUCGUCGAAAGUAUGCAAGAUGAUACGUUAGAAACUGUUGACCCAAUGUCGAUGAAACGUUCAGAAAUCUUCGAAGUUGUCGAAGGGAAACGAUCAACGGAGAUUCAUCAAGCGCCUCAUUCUGAUGCGAAGUUGAGUUUAAUGGCAGAGUUCGAUAUAAUGUCAGAGCGCAGGCCGGAAAUAGACAUACGUGAUUUCCAAGAUAAACAAUUUCAAAGUAAAGAAGAAACAAACGAAAUCAGCCGAGAAUCUAGAUCACGAUCGCCCUCGCCAACGGAACGAAUUCGGCCGGUACGUCAAACGGCUUCCCCGGUUCGAUCAUUGCCACCAGUUAUUUCUGUAACUCCAGAUACACCUGACGUUACUACACCUUAUAACGUUUCGAACGUAGCUCUAGCACAGCGUGCCGUUAUUUCUUAUUCCGACGAAGCAGAGAAAUCUGAUAGGCAGGAAGCCGCAAGAGAAAUUUCACAAUCGCCAAUUACAUCCAAUUUGCCAAGCGGUGCCGCACACUUUAUCGCUUUUCCAACUUCACAGAUUCCAGCGGAAUUUUUUUCUUUAACCACAUCCCCGUCCACUCGGGUAGAACCCGAACCAAGCAUUCUCGAAUCGUCGAAACAACUUCUUCGAGCAAUACGAAUCACAGGAGCUAAACUUAUUAGAGAUUUUGCAUCGCAUUUAAUCUCUAGAGUGGGUGCUGAAGAAGCAACGGAAAAGAUUAGAGAACUUGAAUUGGCAUUAUGUGCCUUAUUACUUGUGAUCGCAAUCUUAUUGAUAGUAUACUUCAGUAAUUCUCGAACAAUAAUGCAUUACCAUCACUGGGAUUAUUUCAAUCCUCCGCAAUAAGACGAAUAACAAAACUACCAUAAUGGUAAUAAUUCUUUUGGUAAACUAAUGCGUCUGCGAUUUUGCACGCAUGUGAACAACAAUCUUGAUUCGAUCUAUUCUUUAAGUAAGUUUAUUUUAUAUAUUAAUAAUGAUGUUAUAAUGACGAAAACAACAACGAUAGCUACAAUGAUUAUCAUAAUGAUAAUGCUAGCUUUAUACAAUUAUGAAAGUCUUACAAAAGGACAACAUUAAAUGUGCUAUUAAAUCUAAAUUAAUAUGCCUUAUUUAUAAAAUUUACCGCAAUAAGAGAGAUCUAUAGAUCUCUUCAAUACUUGUAGUUAUCCUUAGAAAAAUGUGAAAUAUAAAAAAAAUUGUGCAACACAA
This is a messenger RNA of Vespula pensylvanica (western yellowjacket), 5588 nucleotides long. RefSeq lists its product as uncharacterized. Bases 426 to 5222 code for a protein of 1598 amino acids. Lineage: Eukaryota; Metazoa; Arthropoda; Insecta; Hymenoptera; Vespidae. The transcript has 4 exons. The record is from RefSeq and is a predicted model, not a curated record.